UCAUGGCUGUCAUACCGGCGAUACCAGGCAGGCAAUAGCCUACGAUAGAUAUAAGAUAGCGAGAGAUAUGUUCGUGUAGAAACCAAACAUUUCAAACGGAGAGAUACUUUGGAUUAAACUGUAUGAACUCUUAGGGUGGUAACUGACCUGUUGCCAUGGCGCUGCACCAGGUAAUCACCCUUUCAAUCUUGGAGAACAAUGUCGGUGUCAGUGAUGCAGUUCUGCUAGACCCGCUCACAGAGGAUGCGUACAUUGAAAACAUCCAACAACGCUUCGCACAUGACCAGAUAUAUACAUACAUCGGCAAUGUGGUGGUGUCUGUCAACCCGUACAGGAAGUUGGCCCUCUACACAGACAGCGUGAUUGAAGAGUACAGAUGUCGCAACAUUUAUGAACUUCCACCGCACAUAUAUGCCAUAUCAGAUGAUGCGUAUCGGUCAAUGCGUGACCGAAAUCUUGACCAGUGUAUCAUCAUAUCUGGGGAGAGUGGAGCUGGUAAAACUGAGGCCAGCAAGAUGAUCAUGCACUACAUUGCUAAAGUGUCUGGGAAGGGUCGUGACAUUGAUCAGGUCAAGGAACAGCUGCUCCAGUCUAACCCAGUACUGGAGGCCUUUGGAAAUGCCAAGACCAAUAAGAAUGAUAAUUCAUCUCGAUUUGGGAAGUACAUGGACAUCGAGUUUAAUUACAAGGGAGACCCUAUUGGAGGCGUCAUCACAAAUUAUCUUUUAGAAAAAUCACGGGUCUCUGGACAAAGUACUGGGGAAAGGAACUUCCACAUAUUUUACCAGCUACUGACUGGAGCAGAUCCUGGCACCCUAGCAAAUUUAAAGCUGACGUCAGAUCCCAAUCAGUUUGCUAUCCUCAACAAGAGUGGGUGUGUAUCCGUGGAUACUGUUGAUGAUAAUGAAAACUAUCACACUGUUAUGCAUGGUAUGAAGGUGAUAGGGUUCACGGAGGAGGAGAUCGAAGCUGUGCACCAGCUCCUGGCCAGUGUACUGAAGCUUGGUAAUGUAGCGUUCGUACACCGCAGCAACGUGGAUGGAACUGACGGCUGUAAUAUAGAGGAUGACAAAGAAAUCCGAGAUGUUUCUGAACUGCUCUCCUGUUCCUUGGAGAACCUUAAUGAAAGUUUGACCCGCAAGUCAGUUGAGGUCAGAGGUGAAAAGGUCAAGUCUGACCUAAAUUUAGCAGGGGCUACCUACGCCCGAGACGCCCUUUGUAAGGCCAUCUACAGUCGCAUGUUCUCCUGGCUAGUACGCAGGAUCAACGAUAGUAUCAGAGUGAAAUCCCAGUCGACCGGCAAAUGUAAAGUGAUGGGUGUGCUGGACAUCUAUGGAUUUGAAGUGUUUCAGGAAAACAGUUUUGAGCAGUUCAUCAUCAACUACUGUAAUGAGAAGCUUCAGCAGAUAUUUAUAGAGCUGACCCUGAAGGAGGAACAGGAUGAGUACAUCAAAGAGGGAAUUGAAUGGAUCCAUGUUGACUUCUUUAACAAUGCUGUGAUUUGUGAGCUGAUAGAGAAGUCCGCAACUAAGGUCAAUACCUCCGGUACUAAGAGUUACAGAAUGCCGAAUGUUGGCAUACUGGCUAUGCUGGACGAGGAAUGUCUCCGCCCUGGAAAUGUCACAGACAAAACAUUCCUGGAGAAACUGAACGUAGCGUGUGGAAACCAUCCUCACUACGAAAGCAGAGGGUGUCGGAAAAAUCAGUCCGACCGUACCUUGUCACAUGAUAUCUUUCGUCUGAAGCAUUAUGCUGGAAAUGUGACAUACAAAGUGGAGGGAUUUAUAGACAAGAACAACGACCUUCUUUUCCGUGACCUCUCUCAAGCCAUGUUUGCCUGUGGUCAUUCCCUUUUGAAGGAUCUUUUUCCUGAAGGGGACCCAGCCCUGAAGUCUCUCAAAAGACCAGUUACAACUGGAUCACAGUUCAAGGUGUCUGUGACAGAACUUAUGAAAAACCUUCUAUCCAAGAAUCCAAAUUAUGUCCGAUGUAUGAAGCCAAAUGACCAGAAAAAACCUGGUGUGUUCACAUUGGACAUUGUGCGGCACCAGGUCCGAUACCUUGGAUUGAUGGAGAAUGUACGAGUGAGAAGGGCUGGCUAUGCCUACAGACAGACCUAUUCACAAUUCCUGUUCCGCUACAAGAUGUUAGCCAAUGAGACAUGGCCUCAUUGGACAGGUGACCCCAAGGAGGGUGUGAGAAUUAUCUGUUUAGCCCAGGAAAUUGAUGCAGAGGAGUAUGCCUUUGGAAAAUCCAAGAUCUUUAUCAGGAACCCACGCAUGUUAUUUGACAUGGAGGAGAGGAGGCGGGACCGUAUGCACUACCUAGCUGUGAUGAUACAGAAGACAUACAAAGGCUGGAAGCAGCAGAAACUGUACCAGCUGAUGCGAACUAGUCAGAUCAUCAUCUCUGCACGCUUCAGGGGAUUCUGGGCCCAGAAACAGUACCAGAAGACGAGGAAUGCGACUUUGGUGUUACAGUGCUUUGUGCGCGGCUGGAAUGCACGUGUGCUGCUGAGGAAACUGAAGAGGGAGAAACUGGAGUUUUGGGCAGUGGCCGUUAUCAGGAAAUACUUUUUGGGCUGGAAGGUUCGCAAAGAGUACAGGAAGAAGUUCCGGGCCCAGGCCGGACCAAAGAUUGUCAAGUUCCUCCAGGUGGCAUUGAAGAAGCGGUUCUUACUGAAUAUUAAGAAGAGCCUCCCCUCCUUAUCUCCCACCGACCCCUACUGGCCAAAGUGUUCACCACGCUUCAAGACUACAUCAGAUCAACUCCAGGUCAUAUUCCACAGAUGGCGGUGUGUAAAGUACAGAGAGAAAUUUGACACAGCAGAGAGGUACAAAAUGAAAGAGAAAGUCACUGCCAGUGAUAUAUUUAAGGAUAAGAAGGAGGGAUAUCUACAAACUGUACCUUUGCGUUUUGCUGGAGAUUAUCAAAAUCUACGACAAAAUCCCAAGUGGAAGAAAAUGAAUGAAGUGAACAACGACAACCAUGUUGUAUUUGCAGACGCUGUCAGAAAGGUCAACAGGGCCAAUGGAAAGAUGGUUGACCAGCUCCUAGUGGUCAGCACACAGGCCAUACUAGUGAUAGAACAACACACCAUGCAGGUCAAGUACCGCAUCCCUGUUGCUGAGAUCAAAAGGAUAUCACUGAGUCCCUUCAGGGACACACUAGUGGUCCUACACCUUCAAAAGCAUGAGAAUGGUGAUAAGCUAUCAAAGAAGGGAGAUUUCCUGUUUUGCUGUGAUCAUGCCAUGGAGGCUGUGGCAAAAACUUACCUAGUGAUACAGAACAGUACAUCACAGGCACCUAGCGUUCAGAUAUCUAAACAAUUUUCUGCACAGUUUGGCUCAACAUCUGUUCAGUUGAAUUUCCAAAAUGGAGUACAAGACAUUGUAGGAGGUAUAAAAAUCCAGCGAAGGAAAAAUGUGAUGGAUGUACUACAGCCAUAGGAAGGUUAUGUGUGUGUGUCAGUGGCGGUGCCUUACUAGGGUCUAUUCCAAGUGUCUGAAGGAGCCAGAUAAGCACCAGGGGAAAUAGCGCUGGUGUACUACCAGGCUAAGGGAGCAUUAGAAUGGUUUGUCGAGGGUGGGAGAUUUUGUUGUAUAUGUGAUGACGUUAGAGCUUCUCUACAGUUUUUUGUGAACACAGUUUCAUCUUAUACCAUCGGAAAAAAAGAUUACAUUUAACAUGCUUGUGCAACAUGACCAAAAUUUCUGUAUCUCUUUAUAAUAUUCAGAAUAACAAUGGAGUAAUACAGUCUUCCUUUUGUCAACACCAAGAAUGCUGUGGGGAAUUUGAGGUGUUUAUAUUUAUUGAAAGAGAAUUUUUUGUAGAUGAUACUUUUUCGAAAGAAUAAAGGUAUAAGCAUGAUUUUACAGUAUUUCAUCAAACAUCGGUUGUAGUCAGUUGACAUUUUACAUUUUAAUACACAUGCACAGAAUGUUACUCUGCAUUUAUUGAGUUGUAAACCAAUAAAAAAUCAUACAUUUGAAUUCAUAGUUUGCGAUAUCAGUUUAGGAACAGUUCCAUAGACAUCAUAUAAACAACAAAAUAUAUGGCUUAUAUCGGUGAAAUUUUUACACGUGGCGUAUGUUUGUGUUGAGUCUGAGUGGUGAAUAUUAUAUAUACAGAUAUUGUGAUGUCACUAAAGCUUAUACAUAUAUAGUGCUAUUUAUACAACGUUAGAAUUGGAUCUGUAACAAUGUUAACUCAUUAUAUUGCAGUGCUAGAUAUUUUGUAUUAGCCAGAAUUUUUGUUUCGAUUUUUACCGAUAUUUUGUUUGUGCAUUUAUUUACCAUCGACCUGAACCAAGUAAAGUUAGAAGACCAAUUCCAUAUCAUAAUUAUUUUAUUUUAUUUAAACAAAACCAGAUAAUAUGAAUUUUUCCAAUUUGAAGGAAUGUGACUUCUAGUCCAAUGAUAUUCUAUCAUACAUGUAAUUUGAAUCCUAGUACAAUUAUAUAUAGCCUAUACUGUAGAAUUUACACCAACGGUACCAGCAUAUUAUUAAGUGAAAUGAAAAAAUGUUAUGUUUUUUUCUAUAUGCAAUGUAUAGUAUUUUUAAUUUGUAAACAAAAACCCUUGGAUUUUCCAAAAUAUCACAAUAUUAUUUGAAACCAAUUUGUUUUUGUAAUGUAAGUUGACCAACUUCACUAUUUACACUUAUAACAGUAAUCAGAUCUUCAUGAGGAUGAAUCCAAUCGAUCAUCAAGUGCUAUUUAUCAUUCUAUAUAGGCAGAACUGUUAUCACCUUCACUGGGAUAUAUAACUGUAGUACAUUGUAAGGUUUGGUGCAUUCUAUUUCUCCCUUUGAAGAGUUAUGGUGCAGGUUAGAUGAUUACGAGGUAUAACGAGGGCUGGUUUGUAUGCAUUGUUACUGGUGCCUUAUUGGCUGCUGAUCUGUUAUGCUAUAUUUAGAUCUGUUUGUUUACAUGUUUAGACUAUAUUUAGACAUACAUGUUCUUUGUUGUUAGUUUUCAUUUCAUGCAUUUGUUUUUAUAGCACAGUCAUUUCUGCAAUGCUAUGUGCCUUUGUGGGCUCAAUAGAAUUUGGCUCAAAAAAGAUUUGCCUGAUUAAAAGGCAAUGCCUUGGAAGAUUUUUUGUUUAAAGUAACCAAUAACUUUGAAUCGUCAACAUAUUGGCUAGGUCAAAGAAUAAUUUGCAACCUGUGUUUCAUAUCAUUUGGAAUGCCCACAUUCAGUCUGAUAACUGCAAACAUCUACCUUUGUUUUUUUCUCAUUUUUUGUAUCAUGACCAAUCAAAAUGUAUCUUUAUACAAUUGUAUCCCUAUACACUGUAGACUAGAGGACCAAAUGUUAUAGCGCGGCUAUAUAAACAUACAUACAGAAGGAUGUUUCUGUAAAAUCUCAUCUCUAUUGCAAUUGUCUAUUUGACCGUAAGCAUUACUACAUUGAUUACUCAAAUGUUUGACUAGUAAAAUUACUAGUUAUGACAAACUUGGCCAACUUUUUUUUAUUUCAUAUCAUUAAUAACUGUCAGUCAUUAAAUACACAUGUAUAUUAACAUUAUUAAAUAAAAGAUGUGAGACAAAUACCUGGGUAUGCUAAAGUAAAAUAUAUUUAUGAAUGAUCACUGCGUUUUUCUUUUCCAUUUCGCAUGGUUUAGUAAGAUAGGAGCUCAUGACAUUUUUCUGUUGAUAACAUAACCUCCAUUGUGUAAUUCACGUUCAUAUCUUUUUAGUGUUCAUUUUGAAACAAGACCAUGGAAUAUUAAUAUGUAUAUUACAAUUUAACUGGCUCAUGUCUGAGCACGAAAGUUUGUAAUGGUAGAACGGUGAAACACAGUAAUACCCUAAAGGUUGUUUUUUUGGACAGUAUAUGUAAACCAGGUGAGUUAUCUCAGAAAUCCAAAACAUUAGAACCUCAGGUUUUAGUUGCUUAUCCAUGUAUGUUAUGACUUAGUUUGUAACUAUAUGUAUAAUAUUUUUUCACUAAGAUAUACAUGUAAUUGAUUGAGAAAUACAGUGAGAUAUGUCAUGAUCAAUUAAAGUUAAAAUGCAAUGGAAAUGGAAAUUUCUUGGUGAAUGGAUCAAGAAUUGUUUUAUCUAAAGAAUCAGAAAAUGAAAAUGUGUAGGCUGUGUUGUCCAGAUCAGACAUAAAAUUUCAAAAAUAAAAAAAAAGGAUUUUUAAUUUCCUUCCUGUUAUAUGAAUGACAAUGUGCUAUUAUAUUUCAUGUUAUAUUUAAACAUCCGGUAAAGUUGAUGUACAGUACUAUAGAUAUAUUGUUCAAAUGAUGUCAGGAUAAAAUAUUUCUUUAAAGAGAAUUACAUGACAGUAAAACUUUUAUUAUCACAUUAUUUGUUAUUGCUUUAAAUCAAAAACUUUCAUAUUGUGUUUGUGUAGACUCCCGAAGAGACCAUUACAGACUUCCCUGUUAUCAAGACUGUUGUCAUUGAUUUCAACAGCUUGUUUCUGUUGUAGAGAAUUGUCUUUGUUGUAAAAACAGAGAACUAUCUCUAUCUCAGACUGUAAGUCGGGAAACAUCUGUUGUAUGGUUAGAAAAAUAUCUCUGAUAUAGAGAAAUAUAUCUUGUAAAGAAGUAUCUCUGCAGUAGAGAAAUGUCUCUGGAGUAGAUAAAUAUCUCUGUAGUGGAGAAGUAUCUCUGCAGUAGAGAAAUAUCUCUGUAGUAGAGAAAUAUCGCCGUAGUAGAGAAAUAUAUCUGAAGCAGAGAAAUAUCUCUGUAGUAGAGAAAUGUCUCUGAAGUAGAGAAUUAUCUCUGUAGUAGAGAACUAUCUCUGCAGUAAAGAAGUUCUCUCUUGUAAGGAGAGUAUCUCUGUUAGUAGAGAAAUAUCUUGAGUAGAGAAAUAUAUGUUUUAGAGAAAUGUCUCUGUUUUAGAGAACUUCUCCGUUGCAGAGAAGAUAUUUCUCUUGUAGAGAACGAACCGUUUCUGUUGUAGCUUAAGUUUUUUCCUCUGUAUAUUAUAAAUUUUGUUGUAACUUGUAAAUGUUAAGUUUGUAGUAUUACUAUUAUCUGAUAUGCACAUUGUGUUUUUUGUAACCAGGGCUUUCUAUCACCUUGUAUAAUUAGUUGUCCACGUUAGGCCCAGAUUCAUCAAACACAGGUUAGUUGAUCAUGAAUAUCACCACAGACAAGUAACCACAAAUAUCAUUUAUAUGGGGGUGGG
Molecule: messenger RNA, 7143 nt
Organism: Mizuhopecten yessoensis (Yesso scallop)
Lineage: Eukaryota; Metazoa; Mollusca; Bivalvia; Pectinida; Pectinidae
Product: unconventional myosin-Ia-like
Exons: 33
Coding region: 156-3449 (1097 amino acids)
Biological process (GO): actin filament organization; vesicle transport along actin filament
Cellular component (GO): actin cytoskeleton; myosin complex; cytoplasm
Molecular function (GO): ATP binding; actin filament binding; microfilament motor activity
Source: RefSeq, a predicted model, not a curated record